CCGUCGAUGUUGGCGGCACGGUGAGCUCGACAACAUCGACGUGAUUCGCGGUCCCAAUCCGGCUGGGCCCCACGAAACGGCUCGGACGGACUCGAUAGCAACGUGCCCCACGGAGGGAGGCUGCCCCGCCUCAUUGUGGAGCCGAAACAAGCGCCAGCGCGUAGGAUUCGGCAGCAGCUCGCCUACAGCACGAGGCUCUCAGAAGAACCCCGACGCCCCGCGGCCCGCCAGCGCACCGCAACACCACAGACCAGCCAUGGCCGAGCCCGUGCCGGCCCCCGACGUCGGCGACCUGCCGGAUCUGCCCGACGCGCCCGGUGUUUUGGGACCGCCCGUCGUCGACGUCCCCGGAAGCGCAGUACAAAUCGCAGUACAAACGCCGGCACCCGCUCAACCGGAAGCGCCCCAUCCAGAUAUGAUGCAGCUGCCACCAGGUUUUCCGAUGAUGAUGCCCCAGCCGGCCGCCGACGGCUCUACGCCGGGCUACCCGCCGCUCAUGGUCAUGCCGCCCUACGGCUACUACUACAUGCCCCAGCUCGCGCCGCAGCAGCCCGGGCAGGUGCAGCCCCAGUUCGUGCCACCUGCUGCGGGCGCUGCGGCGCCACCAGGAUUACCUCAACCGCGGGUGCCGCCCCACGCCUUCUUCGGGUACAUGCCUCAACCUGAGGUGGCGCCGCCGCCCGCGCCGCCGAAGAAGAAGGCCGCACCUCGGAAGCGCCAAAAAACCUCGAGGAUCAACCGGUCAUUGAUCGGCUUCGAGCAUGACCCCCGAGACGUCGCCUUUGAGUCCUUGCGGUUUUCCGACUCGUUGCGGUCGCAGUACAACAAUGCGUUGAGACAUUUCGUUGGAUACGUCAAAGAACGGAAGAUGGACCCGGCCGAGGCGGUGGUCUUCGUGAGUCCGGACGGCGUGGCCAAGGACGACAUGUUGCGGGACUUCGCGCGGUACUUGCACGAUAGCGAUGGCGUGACCGACUCGGUCUUCAGAAACUGCCUGAAGUGGAUGCAGAAGAAUCUGGAAGCCCAAAUGACGGCGCUCGAUCUGCCGCCCCCAAAAGCGUAUGUCUCGCGCUUACCGGGCAUGCGCGAGCUGAACCACCUCCAACGACCGAAGCAGAUGGCCCAGCGGGCCAUCGCCGACGCCAAGGACGCGGAGCUCAUCCGCAAACUGAACGCGAAGGGGCGGGGCGUCGCGCCGGGCCCAUGAGUAAAUAAAUGCUUGUAGUA
Messenger RNA from Pelagomonas calceolata, 1227 nucleotides. The record is from the annotation of a GenBank genome assembly. NCBI's taxonomy places the organism in Eukaryota, Pelagophyceae, Pelagomonadales, Pelagomonadaceae.